Sebastes umbrosus (honeycomb rockfish) is the source of this 1663-nucleotide messenger RNA. RefSeq names its product PEST proteolytic signal containing nuclear protein. The transcript has 5 exons. Gene Ontology annotation, cellular component: nucleus. Gene Ontology annotation, biological process: protein ubiquitination; proteasome-mediated ubiquitin-dependent protein catabolic process. The record is from RefSeq and is a predicted model, not a curated record. NCBI's taxonomy places the organism in Eukaryota, Metazoa, Chordata, Actinopteri, Perciformes, Sebastidae. Bases 107 to 628 code for a protein of 173 amino acids.
CUUCUUCUUCGUCUCUUAUAAACAGUGUGUGGUUGUCAUGUUGUUGUCAUGACAGCGCCAGGUGAAAACUAGCGGCCUGUGCUGGUACAGCUAAACAGAGAAAGCUAUGGCGGAUAACAAGCAUAACAGAAGAGCUGGCACGGACAACGGAGCAGGGCCGCAGGAGGAGGGAGACAGAGUGAAAACUAAGCCUGUCUCUUGUAGCACUGUGGGAGGAGAAGGGACCGCAGUCAAACGCACAUCCCAGCAUCUCACACCUGAAGAUGAGGACGAGUCCUCAGCAGACCCACCAGCACCCCGCAAAGUCUCCAAGAUAGGCUUUAGCAUGAGCAGUCCGAUGGGGAAGAAGUCCAACCCCAUAUCUAUCAAACUUGGAGCAUCAAAACCCAAAGAGCCUGCCCCAUCAGUUCCUCCAAAAAAGUCAGGGAUGGCGUCAGUUUUUAACGAAGAUAGUGAUGAUAGUGAACCUGAGGAGAUGCCCCCAGAAGCAAAGAUGAGGAUGAAGAACAUUGGCAGGGAGACACCAACAUCUGCGGGACCCAAUUCCUUCAACAAGGGCAAGCAGGGUUUCUCCGAUCAUCAAAAACUUUGGGAGAGGAAGAUGAAGGCCCAAGCAGACAAAUUGUAAAUGACUACCACAGUUUUGAUGAUUGGAUGGGUGAUUUUGUAUAGUUUAAACCAUGUCAGAGAUAUCUAUGAAGGCUCAGACGAUUCCUCACUGUAGCCUCGGGUUUGACAAAUUCUCAGCUUUGUGAACAUGCAAUGAAGAAUACUUUAAGCCUUCGAUACUCAGUGAGUGAAUUCACGUUUACGUUUCUAACCACUACCGGCUGAUGCUAACUGAGAGGAGAGGUACCAGUGUGUCAACCCUCUGUGAUGAGAGGUUCAGACUGGGGUGAUGGGGAUAUGGGACAAACACAUUAGCCAGAAUAUUGUUUAAACUGUGUAAUAUUAGCUACGGUUGCUUUCUGCUGGCUAAUGUGAAAAUCUAGCGUCUUAGAGCCCUCAUGCCCCUUUUGUGACAUGCUUGUUCCGAUCUGAAGCUGGUUGGGUGUGGUCCGGAGCAAGUGUCGCUUGUCAAAUAUUUGUGUAAAAACGUACAUAGAAGUGGGAUAAUGUUUUAUUUUUAAAUCCACAAAUGGGAGUGUGUGUUUGAGUGUUAUGUUAUCGUGCAUGUGUGUGUGCGGCAUAGACUAGUUUCUCAUCAUCAAUGUACGACCCUUUUUGUUUUCACCAGCUGUGCCACCUCAUAGGUUUGUUUUGUUUUAUAUUAGUUUGAGAUUUGUGCCAGUAUUUCUGGUUUUGCUUACUAGAUACUGUGUUUCUGUCUGCUUCACUGAAUCUGGCAAAAAAUGUGUUUGAUCUUUUUUUAUGUUCAAAAUGGAAGGACUGCUAAUGUGUUUUUAGUUGACAACUGUAUGAAGACAGCAGUCACAUGGAUACCAGGGUGCUGGUAACAGUCAUAUUAAAGAGACAGAUCACCCCAAUAUAAAAAAAAAAUAUUUGUCCUCCUACCCGCAGUACUAUUUAUCAGUCCAAAUUGUUUUGAUGUGAGCUGCUGAGUGUUGGGGAUAUCAGCCUUAGAGAUGUCUGCCUUCUCUCGAAUAUAAUGGAACUCAAUUGCACCCGUCUUGAGGUGCUCAAAGCGCCAAAAACUACGUUU